CCUUGAGUCAGGAAACAGAGAACGCCCCCCUCCCCCAUAUUACAUCACCUCGCCAGGCCAAGAACAUGUCUUUCUAAUAUUUUUCGGACUUUGACCCUGUGUAAGGAUGGAGCAGGAGAGUGGAGCAGAAGCUCCAACAGUAGCUAAAGAAAUAUCUCAAGCUGAGAAGGAAUCGGCAGAGAGCAUCUUGAACGCACCAGGCGUCUUGAGGAUCAAGAAGGAGUUCCUGGACUGGAACAAACUUCUCAAGACACAUCAUGGCCAGUCUUCUAGUGAAGGAGGCAGUCAGGCAAGCGGUGAGGGCGAUAAGACGUCUCCACAAGAGCCACCAAACAAGAAGGGCAAAUGGAAGAAAGCGAAAGGCCAGAACAAGCGCAGGCCUCACCAGAAGCCCUCCGAGCUGUGCGAUGUGGUGCGCUUGUGUCCCAGCUUCCUCAAAGACCCUGACUCCUGUCAGUUUGGAGAGAGGUGUCGCUUUAGCCACAGUGUCGAAGAAUACCUGGCCAAUAAGCCUGCAGACUUAGGGGAUAGGUGUUACGUUUUUGACACGCAUGGUACAUGCCCCUUUGGUAUCACCUGUCGUUUCGCAAAGUGCCACACAGACGACCAAAAUGAGAACAUCGUAAACCCUGAUGUUUACUCUCCUGAAGCAAAGCCAACAACAAGCAAUCAACUGCCCAAGGACAUACAGACAAGCCUGAGGAAGAAACAGUACAAGUUUCCCAAAAGUGAUGAGUACCUCAGGGCUAUAGGGAAGCUGUCUACUGCUCAAGGUAGUGAUGACAACAGUGUAGGUCACAAGAGUAGUGUCAAACCUGGAACAAUACUAGAGAACAGAGUUGAUGAGGGAUUAGGUAACAGCAGCACAACUGUAGUUAAUGAUGUACAAGAUAAUGCACAGGAUAAAGAAGUUAGUAAAAAUGGAAAUGGAACAGAAGAAGUACAAGAAGACAAUGAGUCACCCAUGUUGCAGAUGCCCCCUACUGAAGUGGAGAAUCCUGCACCAGUAGAGGCUAACAGGCCCUCAGGGUCUGUCACAGAUGAAGAUGCCAUCAAGCUACUUCCUAGAGAAAGGAAGAAGUUGGAAUUUGCAGACAAAUUAUACCUUGCACCGCUAACCACGGUUGGAAACCUGCCCUUCCGACGGAUCUGCAAGGGUCUUGGGGCGGACAUCACGUGUGGAGAGAUGGCCAUGGCUUCCAACCUGCUGCAGGGGCAGUCCUCGGAGUGGGCGCUGCUCAAACGACACCAGUCCGAGGACGUCUUCGGCGUACAGAUCUGCGGCAGCCAUCCCGAGGUCAUGUCCCACGUUGCUGAACUCCUGAAUGAUACCAUCAGUGUAGAUUUUGUAGACGUGAAUGUUGGCUGUCCCAUUGACCUUGUAUUCAAGAGGGGCGGAGGAUGUGCCUUAAUGGGUAGGCUGACCAAGUUUGAGCAAGUUGUUAAAGGGAUGAUUGGCAUGCUUGACGUACCGUUGACGGUGAAGAUGCGUACGGGAAUCUACGAAGAGAAACCUUUUGCGUACAGAGUCGUUCCUCAUCUCCGGGACUGGGGCGUUUCCCUUGUCACUCUGCACGGGCGCUCUCGGGAGCAGCGUUACACCAAGCUGGCCGACUGGGACUACAUCUCGGAGUGCGCCAAGGCAGCGAGUCCGAUGCCUCUGUUUGGGAACGGCGACAUCCUGUCAUUCGAGGAUGCUAACCGGCACAGGGAGAGCACGGGAGUAGCGGGACUCAUGAUCGCACGAGGUGCCUUGAUCAAGCCUUGGAUCUUCACGGAGAUCAAGGAGCAGCGCCACUGGGACAUCUCCUCACACGAGAGGUUUCAGAUCCUGAAGGACUUCUCUAACUACGGCCUGGAACACUGGGGUUCAGACACGCAAGGUGUGGAGAAGACCAGGCGGUUCAUGCUGGAGUGGCUGUCGUUUCUGUUCCGGUACGUACCGGUCGGCGUGCUGGAGCAGCCGCCUCAAAAGAUUAACCUCCGACCCCCGUACUUUGUCGGUAGGGACGACCUGGAGACUCUCAUGGCCAGUGGGAACUGUGCAGACUGGGUCAGACUUAGUGAGAUGUUGUUGGGGCCUGCUCCGGCAAACUUCAACUUCCUACCAAAACACAAGGCUAACUCAUACCGAUAGGUUAUGGCUCUUCAAGGCAUUGAGAUGAGCUGUAUGGACAGCACAGCAGUUACAGGAUAUCUUUCUUGGAAAAUGAAUUUGUUCUUUAAACCAGCAUUACUGAUAUAAUGUUUAAUGUAUAAUUUGAUAGGAGAUAUUUCUAGACAAGAAUAUUUCUUCUUUUAAGUCAAACAAGGAAAAGGAUGUCUCUAAUCAUCAUUUAGUGAUUUACACACUAUAGGGGAACUAAGUGUGGACAUUUUCUGAUGUGAAAAAUAUAUCUGUGGGAAUAGAACAUAAUGAUAAGAUUCAUGCAAUUGUUUUCAAAACACAUGAUUGAAGGAAUAGAUUGUCAAGAGUUUUUUCCAAAACUGAAAAGGUAGGUAUGUAAAAUAUGGAAUUUGAAUGCAGCUCUUACUAUGAGUUUUAUGUGCAUUAUUAUGUGUUAUAACUUUGAGACCUUAGAAGUUUUGGAAAGGUGGAAUGAGCUCUGGAGAUCCCUUUUUGAUCUGCAUUUCAAGAAACAAACAAAAAAAUAUUUUUUAGUGUUAGUUGAGAUCUUUUGGAAAGUAGUAAAUGUUUACGUUGACUGAUUUUCUUGGUGAUUAUAUGAAAAUAUUGCUGGAAUGUGAAUACUAGAAGUACCAUAUUCUCCCCAUGAUUGUCAUUAAAUGCAGAAUGAAGAUAUCUGUUUCCUUUUUUUUGAAUGAAAUAUGUAUGCAUAAUAUUAUUGUAUAUGCAUGAGUAAUUGUCAGGUAGAAUACAUACUUUCCUGUGUAGUUGGAAUAGUGAAUAUAUGAGCUCAUUGUAUUAUUAUCUUGAUGAUUAUGGAAAAGCGACAAAUUUGUUUUGUUUCACAGUUUGUGGCAAAUAUGGUAGAGAAACAUCUGUGUCAGUGUCACUAUUUGUUUAGUUUGCUCUAGCCUAAUCCCUAAUGCAACCCUGAGUGCCUUGUAAGGCUUGCAUUGUCUACUUUUAUAAACCAGGUUUGUGAUGCAUCUUUCAGAAUAAAAUGUGAUGUUUGUGAGAACA
Molecule: messenger RNA, 3148 nt
Organism: Branchiostoma floridae (Florida lancelet)
Lineage: Eukaryota; Metazoa; Chordata; Leptocardii; Amphioxiformes; Branchiostomatidae
Product: tRNA-dihydrouridine(47) synthase [NAD(P)(+)]-like
Biological process (GO): tRNA processing
Molecular function (GO): tRNA dihydrouridine synthase activity; metal ion binding; RNA binding
Source: RefSeq, a predicted model, not a curated record